Molecule: messenger RNA, 1306 nt
Organism: Bombus impatiens (common eastern bumble bee)
Lineage: Eukaryota; Metazoa; Arthropoda; Insecta; Hymenoptera; Apidae
Exons: 2
Coding region: 96-656 (186 amino acids)
Source: RefSeq, a predicted model, not a curated record
GAAUCGAUGUAUCGAUCCUUGGAAGAAAGCAGGAAGGAAGGAAGGAAGGAAGGAAGGAAGGAAGGAAGGAAGGACAGGAAAGAAAGGACAAAAGCAUGGAAGCGUUCUUUCGUAGGCGUGUGAUUCGGGAUGAAUUGGAAUCGAGCGAAAAGCGCGAGCAGUUGUGUGUACAAGAUUACGAAAAUAGAUGUGUUCCUUGUCCCGUGAGAAUCACUGUUCUCGUUCUAUCCCGUCUUUCAGCUAUCUCAUUUUACUCGAUGCUACUCGUUUCAGCGACUGCUCGACAUUUAACAACAGGAUUAGACAUUGGUUCGCGUAUUGCAGCAAUUCUUAGGGGACGGCCCCUACCAUCUUACGAUAACACCGCCGUUCUGGAUAAUUUGAGAGCGGACAUGGAGUACAGGGGGAGACGAGCUGCCAUCAAGCACGAAGACGGUGUAUUCUGGGACUCUGGCAAAAUGUCCUAUCAUUGUCCUAUAUGUAACGCAGGUUACACCUAUAAGAAAACAUUGAAGACGCACAUGAAAUACGACUGCGGAAAGGAACCGAGAUUCAAGUGUCCUUAUUGUAACAAGAGGGACAAGUGUUCGUCGAAUAUUUACAAACACAUCAGAAUGCGACACGACGGAAUGCCUGUGAUCGUUCAUCGAAAUUAAAAACGAUCUUUCCCCUUUCGUCAAAUUUACGUUCGAGUUUAUCUCGUCGGUCUCGCGAUUUCCAUUUAAUCCGCAGAUUAAAUUCGCGGUUGCCUUAGCUCGACAAAGGCGCUGAUUCCCAGUCGUAAUAUAGCGAUGUGUUCCGAUCUAAUCGGUGUCAUUUGGCCGCGUCAAGUUUGUCGAUCUAUCGGUCUAUGCCGCGUUUGAAAACACAAGGAUAACGGCGUAACGUCCGGCACGAUUCGCAUCGAAGUAAACAACAAGUUUCCCUCGUGUCGCGUACAACUCUCCGCAGUUUCGGAGACUAGGCUACUGGCAACGCGUGCACGCGUAUUCCGGUAUUUUCGUAGGUGGCAAGUUUCUAUGAACUUUCUAUGAUAGAAGAAGAUGAAAAGGACGGAAGGAAGAGGGAGAGGGAACAGAGAAGAGAAAGAAGAAGGUGGAGAAUAGGAAGGAGAGAAAGCAAGCGAAGCGGAAAAUAAGAGAAAAGAGAGAAAAGAGCAAAGAUAGUAGAGAUUUAGGAUUAUCGAGAUCGAUUAAAAUUGCAAGUAUUGAGAUGGACGAACAGGUCGAGUGUUUGCGAAGUAGAUACGCGAAACAGAAUGAUACACGAUGUAUCGUUUACCUCAAUAAAAUCGUCAUAUCUUUAA